Molecule: messenger RNA, 363 nt
Organism: Endocarpon pusillum Z07020
Lineage: Eukaryota; Fungi; Ascomycota; Eurotiomycetes; Verrucariales; Verrucariaceae
Exons: 1
Coding region: 1-363 (120 amino acids)
Source: RefSeq, a predicted model, not a curated record
AUGCACCACGAGCUCCGCGCCCUCCCAUCCCCCAUCUCCUCCACCAAUGCGCCACCAACAAGCGACGGUACAACAAGUGACCUCAUCUACCUAACCGAGCGGCACCACCACUACCGCCUCCUCCUCUGCAAGUUGUCCAAAGACUCCUCCCCCUCAUCCCACACACUCCUCUGGACCACCCCUAGCGAAUCGGACAUCCUCCCAGCCCUCAUCUACCUCCACAUCUCUUUCUGGGACUUAUCCCUCGAGGCGCCAUUACUUGACAUGUGCCUCGCCAGGUUGACUUCUGCUCUCUUUCGUGGCGAUGAGAACGAUGGUGGUGUUAUCAUUAUUGCAUCGAGGGUAGGUAGACAUCAGACGUAA